AUGAUAAUAAUUAUUGUUACUUCAAUUCCAGUUUUUUGUCAGAAUCAUGAACAAAGAACAUACCGUGAAUUAAUAACAGAACGAGUUUUAUUCACACCCGAAUAUAAUCGAGUUAUUAGCCAUGCCGAGUUACCAGUUGUAAAGGAUGAGUUAUCAAUUACGCUAAAGAUAAAUGGUUUAGAACAUUGUCCUGAUUCUAUAUAUUGUACUGUAAAAACAGAAUCCAAUCGUACACCUGCACUCUUCUUAAAACUGAGUGACUCAACUCCGUGUCCACGUCUCUUGAUUACUGGAAAUUUUGAUAUUGGAUUUGAUAUGGAUGGUUAUGGAUUCCUACUUAACCGAUGGUACCAUAUAGCAUACACACUUUCAGACUCUGAAAAACGAGUAGAUUUCUAUAUAGGUGGUAAAUGGGUUGGAUCUUUCAGUAUUAAAAAUGUUCAGAAUCAAUCUAUCAUAUUUAAUGAUGGCCCAUUAUACAUUGGAAGUCAUCUCGUCUGGAAUGGAUUUACUGGACAAAUUAGCAAUUUUCGUUAUUAUAAUUUUCGUCUAUCUCACAAUGAAGUAUUAAUGGAUUAUUCAGAUGAAGAUCCAACAAAAAGUAUUGAUUAUAAAUGUCCAAAUAGAUUUUUCGAUGAUUUAAGUAUAGGACUCUUUCUUGGUCUUACAAUAUUGGCAGGUGGUUUUUUUACAAAUAUAAUCAUAAAUCGAAGAAGAUAUCAAACAAUCCCUAAUGUUAUGUAA
Molecule: messenger RNA, 744 nt
Organism: Dentiscutata erythropus
Lineage: Eukaryota; Fungi; Glomeromycota; Glomeromycetes; Diversisporales; Gigasporaceae
Source: the annotation of a GenBank genome assembly